GCGGCGGGGUUUGUUUUGCAGGGCCGGGAGGGGAGGCCGGGAGCCCGCAGGCGCCGGCGGGGGCGCCGGGAGGCGGAUUCCUCGUGCCGUGGGCGCUGCUGGCGAGGUGGACGCGCCGCGGCGGGCCCGAGCGCGGCGAUGGAAGGCGACGGGGUCGGCCCGUGGGGCGGCGAGCCCGGGUCGGGGCCCGGCGGCGGCGGCGGCGGCGGGAUGGUCCGCGAGCUGUGCCGCGGCUUCGGCCGCUACCGCCGCUACCUGGGCCGGCUGCGACAGAACCUGCGCGAGACGCAGAAGUUCUUCCGCGACAUGCACUGCGCCCCGGGCCGCAGCCGGCCCUCCUCCCCCGCGGGCGGCGGCGGGCCCGAGCGCGGCGCGGCCGGCGACGUCGCGGAGCACGGGCUGCCGGCGGGCCAACUGAGCUGCAUUUCCUUCCCGCCUAAGGAAGAGAAGUACCUUCAGCAGGUCGUGGACUGCCUCCCCUGCAUCGUGAUCCUCGGCCAGGACUGUAAUGUCAAGUGCCAGCUGCUGAACCUGCUGCUGGGGCUGCAGGUGCUGCCCACCUCCAGGAUGGCCAGUGAGGAGAGCUGUAAGCUCCGGCGCCUUCGCUUCACCUAUGGGACUCAGACUCGGGUCAGCCUGGCCCUCCCCGGCCAGUAUGAACUAGUGCACACGUUGGUGGCUCAUGAGGGAAAGUGGGAGACCAUCCCCGAGGAGGACCUGGAAGUCCAAGAGGACACUGAGGAUGCUGCCCAUGUUUUAGCGGAACUGGAGGUGAUGAUGCACCAUGCUCUCUUACAGGAAGUGGACAUUGUAGUAGCACCGUGCCAAGGCCUCCGACCCACAGUGGAUGUUUUGGGUGAUUUGGUGAAUGAGUUCUUGCCUGUGAUAACCUACGCGCUCCACAAAGAUGAACUCUCUGAGAGAGACGAGCAAGAGCUGCAGGAAAUCCGGAAGUAUUUCUCUUUUCCCAUAUUCUUUUUCAAAGUGCCGAACCUAGGCUCAGAGGUCAUAGACUCCCCCAGAAGAAUGGAGAGCGAGCGAUCCCCGCUGCAUCACCAGCUGACCGACCUGGGCUAUCUGAGCGGCAGUCACUGCAACUGGGGCUCCCCCGGCCAAGACGGCAAGGCUCAGAGCAUGCUGGUGGAACAGAGCGAGAAGCUGAGGCACCUGAGCACGUUUUCUCACCAGGUGCUGCAGACGCGCCUGGUGGACGCAGCCAAGGCUCUGAACCUCGUGCACUGCCACUGCCUCGACAUUUUUAUUAACCAGGCCUUUGACAUGCAGCGGGACCUGCAGAUUACCCCCAAACGUCUGGAAUACACUAGGAAAAAGGAGAACGAGUUGUAUGAGUCCUUGAUGAACAUUGCCAACCGAAAGCAGGAGGAGAUGAAGGACAUGAUUGUUGAGACACUGAACACUAUGAAGGAGGAACUUCUCGAUGAUGCUGCCAACAUGGAAUUUAAAGACGUCAUUAUCCCUGAGAACGGAGAACCAGUGGGCACCAGAGAGAUUAAAUGCUGCAUCCGCCAGAUCCAGGAACUCAUCAUCUCCCGGCUUAAUCAGGCAGUAGCCAAUAAACUGAUCAGCUCAGUGGAUUACCUCCGUGAGAGCUUUGUUGGAACGCUGGAGAGGUGUCUGCAGAGCCUUGAGAAGUCUCAGGAUGUCUCAGUUCACAUCACCAGUAAUUAUCUCAAACAGAUUUUAAAUGCCGCCUAUCAUGUUGAAGUCACAUUCCACUCAGGGUCCUCAGUUACUAGGAUGCUGUGGGAGCAGAUCAAACAGAUCAUCCAGCGCAUCACGUGGGUGAGCCCACCUGCCGUCACUAGGGAGUGGAAGAGGAAGGUGGCCCAGGAAGCCAUCGAGAGCCUCAGUGCCUCCAAGCUGGCCAAAAGCAUUUGCAGCCAGUUCCGGACUCGCCUCAACAGUUCUCAUGAGGCCUUUGCAGCCUCCUUGCGGCAGUUGGAAGCUGGCCACUCAGGCCGGCUGGAGAAAACUGAAGAUUUGUGGCUGAAAGUUCGGAAAGAUCAUGCCCCCCGCCUGGCCCGCCUGUCUCUAGAAAGCCGGUCUUUACAGGAUGUCUUGCUGCACCGUAAACCUAAACUGGGACAGGAGCUGGGUCGGGGCCAGUAUGGUGUGGUGUACCUGUGUGACAACUGGGGGGGUCACUUCCCCUGUGCCCUGAAGUCAGUUGUUCCCCCAGAUGAGAAGCACUGGAAUGACCUGGCUUUGGAGUUCCACUACAUGAGGUCUCUGCCGAAGCACGAGCGGUUGGUGGACCUGCACGGCUCCGUCAUUGACUACAGCUACGGCGGGGGCUCCAGCAUCGCCGUGCUGCUCAUCAUGGAGCGGCUGCACCGGGACCUGUACACGGGGCUGAAGGCUGGGCUGACCCUGGAGAAACGUUUGCAGAUAGCACUAGAUGUGGUGGAAGGAAUCCGUUUUCUGCACAGCCAAGGGCUUGUCCACCGUGAUAUCAAACUCAAAAAUGUGCUGCUGGACAAACAGAACCGUGCCAAGAUCACUGACUUGGGAUUCUGCAAGCCAGAGGCCAUGAUGUCUGGCAGCAUUGUGGGGACACCAAUCCACAUGGCCCCGGAACUUUUCACAGGGAAGUACGAUAACUCCGUGGAUGUCUAUGCCUUUGGCAUUCUGUUCUGGUAUAUCUGCUCAGGCUCUGUCAAGCUCCCCGAGGCGUUUGAGAGGUGUGCCAGCAAAGACCACCUCUGGAACAACGUGCGGAGAGGGGCCCGCCCUGAACGCCUCCCCAUGUUCGAUGAGGAGUGCUGGCAGUUGAUGGAAGCCUGCUGGGAUGGGGACCCCUCUCAGAGACCUCUCCUGGGCAUUGUCCAGCCCAUGCUGCAAGGCAUCAUGGACCGCCUGUGCAAGUCCCACUCCGAGCGGCCGAACCGAAGACUCGAGGAUUCGACUUGAAAGCAAAGACCUCUUCCACUCUUGUUUCUCUCUUCCCCUCACCUUUUGGCCAUGGGAGAAUUUGACAUUUACUCAUUCCAAAGCGCUCCCGCGGGGAGUGAUGCUUGCUGGGCACCCGGACCCCCUCCCAGGCAGAGACGCUGCGGGCGGCUGAGGGAGCACGGCCCGCACUGCACUGACACCAGGCUGUCCCUUUAGCAGACGGCUGUCUCGGACAUAAGCUGAUAGCGCAGUGUUCUGGCCUCAGCUGAGCGAGGCCUCUGCUCCCGUGGUCUGCUCCCGGCGUGCUGCCAGGGCACCAGGGACACUGCACUGGGGACGGCGAUAAGAGCGACCAUAUUUCAUAAUUUUGACUGUAACCAAGAAUGGUUGGCUCUGCCCAGCCAUCAGAAUCCUUAGAAAAUUUGAGCUUAGUUCUGAGAUUGUUAGAACAUAGGAACAAAAAUCGUUCUGAGGUUGUUAGAGCAUAGGAACAGAAAAUAAUACAUGGGUACCUGGCUCAGGCUACCUGCGAGCUUGCAACAGCCGGAGGUCCCCGCGGGAGGGAGCCAGAGCCACCGUGUCAGGGUGUUCCCAGGGACUCGGGCAGGGCUUCAGGUCCACUCCCAGGAUGCCACAAAGGAAGGAAAACGGAAGCGUGCCUGUGUUGCUAUUGGGGUUUGAGUUACUGCUAUCUCAGAGACUGUCUUCUACCCUGGGGCCUCUUUUGGGGUGGGUUUUUUUUUUUUUCAUGUGGGGGGAUGUUCUCAAAAUGGGGAUGCGCCAGUUAACAUGGUACUUAAGGGUGAAUGACUGAAAUGGACCCGCUGCGAAGUCAUUCUGGGACCCGAGAAUGAUGCUGUGGGCCUCCAUAGCAACCCACUAAUGAGAUGCCGACUUGUUUUCUAAACUCAGAAAUGUAGAACCUCUUCUCCUUGUGUUCGAAUAUAACAUACUGACCUUUUUUUUUUUUUUUUUAAAUGUUUGCUAAGUGAGCUUUUUAAACCAAGGUUUCUACUGCAAUUGACUUAUCCUUUUACCUUAUUUUUACUGGGACCUAUAGGUCAGUGGAGGGGAGAAGCAGGCGAGUGAUCUCUGCCGCUCUGCGUGCCGCCACCCUGGGGAGGGCCCCUGCUCUCCAGGCAGGAGGGAGUUUGCAGCCCUUGGAGCAUUUUGUCGAGAAUCGCAAAAGAAUUCUGAACCCAGACAAAGGAAGUGGAACUCUUUAUACAUCUCUGAUUCUUGAGUUUGCGCUUCCCUUGGCCUGUUGAUGAAGCACUUGACGGUGGAGGGGAGAAGUGCCUGGCCUUUGGCUGGACCCAGAGGUCCGGCUCCGUGCCUUCGUGUGCGUGAAGGGGCCCUUCGUGGCGACCAGGUAGUGAGCACACGUGCUGCCGGAGCCUUCCAGGCUGGUUGUGACAGAGCGACCAUGUCCUGAACUUCAGCAGGGUACACUAAGAAAAAUCUCACGUAGUUUUUCAAGUUCAGUUUUAACUCUCGGCCGAGGGUAGUAGCCCCCUAAGUACUGUGGCUCCCUAAAGUAUUAAAACUCCAAGUUCACUUGCAAGCGGGAGAAGUGACUGACCAGGUUGUCUCUGGGUUCUGAGACCCCGGCCUUGUUUUGGUGGAGAAUUCAGUCGAAUUUUUCAUCACUCAGAAUUAGGACCUCGCUGUACUUCGCGUCACUCUCUUAUUAACAGCGUUGACUCAGUGCCCUUCUAAGGAGCGUGACGGGCUCAUAGGAGGUCAGGUUUCAAGUUUGAAACGGAGCGAUAAGGACACUCCUGUUAAAAAUCAGUGUAGGUCUGUUCUGGGUAAAGCGUUAAGCAGCCGGCCCGGCUCCCUUUGCAGGAUGCCUCCUGCUCCGGCACACCUGGUCCCAGGAAAGCCAGGUUCCUGACACGGGGGAGGCAUACCCCGAUCACACCCCGUUCAUUCACAAGGGCUUCCCAAGUUCCUUUUCGUUUCAUCCCCUAAAUCUUGCAAGAACCUUAGUUUGCCGCAGCCCUAUUCCCCACACUUUUUGUGUGUGGGGGUGGGGAGGAAAGAGGGGACUAUUCAAAGUUAGAGGGACAAGAAAUUGUGUGAGUUUUUUUUUUUCCUUUUAAGUAUUCUGAAAAAAAAAAAAAGGUGCAAAUUAUUCCUGAAAAUCUAUAGGCUAGCCAAAGUCCACAUUUAGAUAUUUGGAGAUGUUAUUUAAACACUCAGCAGGCUGAGUGCAGGAAUAUAUAUAUAUGUAUAAGUGUGCAUAUACUUUGCUUUUAUUUUGUAACAGUGUGGCUAAUCUGGGAUUCUUCCUUCCUCGCCACCCAUUAUUACGGAAGGUGGGAAGACACUAGACGGUCGAGGAGUCGCCUGGCCCUGAGCGGUGGCAGGCUCAGCAUUGCCCGGGUCCCCAGCGGCGAGGUGAGGCUGGCCGGGAGAAGAGGAAGAAGGGCAGAAUGAACCUCCCGCCCGGCCCGGGGCAGGGUCAGGAUGGCUCGCCCCAGCCUGGCUGUUCUUAACACGCUUCCAGUCACGCACUUGUUUUGCUUCAGCACUAACUGGUGAGGGACUUCCCUGCAGAGCCGUAGUGAGGAAGGUGGCGGCCCUCGAGCUCCCCUAAACCGGGGUGCCAGCAUCGUGCCUCUGGGGGCGAGGGCGGCUUGUGGCCGAGGUCUCCGCAGCGCGCCCCAGUCUCCGGCCCCUCCGCUGAGAGGAUUCGUGGUGGAGCGAGCCCGUCCUCUCUUCCGGGAAGGGGCGAGGGCAGAGGUGGCACCCGUUUCUAACACUAAAAUUCCAGGGGGCAGUGGAGGAGAGGGUCCACGGCUACCCCAGGAGGACUAGCGGGAGAGUAGUGCUCUCGGCGGGCGGCUCUCCAGUGCUCUUUGGUAUUUUCGCCUGAGUUGCCAAAGGGGGGCCGGGAAAGCUCUUUCCUGAUGGGAGAAGGGGUCGGGGUGGCAGAGUGGCAGGGUGAUAACUGCACUGAACGACACUUUAUUUCUUUGGCAUAUUUAGCACUGACCAACCAAGGCGGCCUGGUGAUCCCAGUUGCCGUUGGGGGACCAAGGUGACGGCCUGGCGGGGUGGAGGUGGCGGGCGGGUCCACACGGCCCCCCCUCUCCCCCCGGCACCCAGUGUCCAAAGAGCACUUGCUUUAUUCGAGUUCUCAAAGCUUGAUGUUGGAUUUGCUGCAUGAAGCAACCCCCCAUUCCUUUCCAAGAGAAAGAGGGUCUGUCUGAAAUGAGGGCGGGGGGGGGGGUCAGGCUAGGGGGGAGUCCCAUGGGUGAGGACGGGGGAAUGACCUUGAGAAACUUCCCUGGCAGCUCUCCCGUGCCUCGGGCACGUUUGGUUCAAACAUUGAUACAGAAACAGUUAAACGCCGCACAGGAUGGUGGCAGCGACGGUGGGAUUCGGGGUCUGUCCUUGUGUGGGAUAUUAAUGGGGGCCUCGUGUCCUGAAAGGGGUGGCCUCUCGCUGCGUCGGCUUUGCGGACGCCCGUGCCACCAGCUGCGCCCGGCUGCUGUCCCCAGGGGGAGGGGAGAGGGGUCCAGACAGCUUGUUGUCUCUCCGUAAUGUUGUUUUAAAGCAUCUAUUUUAUUACAGUGUUAAAAGGUGUAAAAUACUAAAUGUGUAGGAUCAAAGUGCAAUAACAUAACCCGAGAACAGGACUUCGGCACACACGUGAGCUCAUACGCGCUCCCCCUCCUUGUGCCUCCACACUUCCCCUCUGUCACUGUUCCUGCAGGUCCAUGUUCAUUGUGUGUAUUUUAGGAGACCCGCUUAUGGAUGAUGAAUUCACCGUGUCCCUUUGAACGGCUGGUUUUAUAGACUACUCUGUACUGGGUGGGACGCGCGAACAUCAGGUGUGCUGUAUAAUAAAGAUCAUGUCGCCAUUGUCA
Sorex araneus (European shrew) is the source of this 6791-nucleotide messenger RNA. RefSeq names its product dual serine/threonine and tyrosine protein kinase (gene DSTYK). Gene Ontology annotation, biological process: protein phosphorylation. Bases 139 to 2931 code for a protein of 930 amino acids. The transcript is spliced from 13 exons. NCBI's taxonomy places the organism in Eukaryota, Metazoa, Chordata, Mammalia, Eulipotyphla, Soricidae. The record is from RefSeq and is a predicted model, not a curated record. Gene Ontology annotation, molecular function: ATP binding; protein kinase activity.